Hipposideros armiger (great roundleaf bat) is the source of this 3743-nucleotide messenger RNA. RefSeq names its product retinoic acid receptor alpha (gene RARA). The coding region runs from base 992 to 2380 and encodes 462 amino acids. The record is from RefSeq and is a predicted model, not a curated record. Gene Ontology annotation, molecular function: zinc ion binding; nuclear receptor activity; RNA polymerase II cis-regulatory region sequence-specific DNA binding. NCBI's taxonomy places the organism in Eukaryota, Metazoa, Chordata, Mammalia, Chiroptera, Hipposideridae. The transcript is spliced from 9 exons. Gene Ontology annotation, cellular component: transcription regulator complex; nucleus. Gene Ontology annotation, biological process: retinoic acid receptor signaling pathway; regulation of transcription by RNA polymerase II; cellular response to corticotropin-releasing hormone stimulus.
AUUUAAUUAUGGGAGUCAAGGGCUUGACAGCUAGGGCCGGAGACACUGAAUUCACUUCCAUAUUACGUUGCCACCUCUCUUUCCAGGUUUAGGUGUGGGUGGGUGUAUUUGGGGGAAGGGAGUGUGAUAUCACACCAGUGCAGCCCUUUGUCCACCGAGUCCUCUUUCAUUCUUUCUGCAGAACUUCAGCUCCUCCUCGCUCUACAGCUCUCCUUUUGGGGCAGAGGGAGGGAUUCUCUUAGAUUCCCACGGUCCAGCCUUCUGCCAGGCGCGGCUCCUUUAAAACUCGCCCUGCCCCGGGUCUAUUAAGGGAGGGCGUGAUCCUAUGGGCCCGCCUCUGGCUUGUGAUUGGCCGGUGAGUGGAUGGGGGCGGACCUGAGGGAGAGGGCCUCCCACCCUGCUCUGUACCCUCCGCCCCCCCAAGUCUGGGGCUCCGGGUAAAGUUUCAGCCUCCGCACGUGACUCGCCAUGGCCGCUGCCUUCGCCCCGCGCCCCUGAGCCGCGGCCCCCGGACGGCUUCUCUCCCGGGAUCCCGCACCCCUGACGCUGAGCAACACCAAAGCGCAGAGUCAGGGCAGACGCUGUGCCUGUGGGCGCCGGGAUGGAUUGCGUCCCCCCACUGUGAGCAUCACAGGAUAUGGCCCCCCCAGCCGCCUAGCCGGGGCCCAUCUAGGAGAGGCAUCCUUUUUGACGUCCUGAAGGCCUGCUCUGGACCUUCCCAGGAAAGCACCAGCUCACAGAACUGCUUGACCAAAGGACCGGCUCUUGGGACGUCCCCCAACCUACCCGGCCCCCAGCUAGAGUGGGGGCUCCAGGAGGCUGAGAUUAGUGUACUAGCCUUGGACAGCAGCUCGAGGACGGAAGAGGGGGUGGGCUGACCACCUAAACCCCCUCUGGGCCCAGGCCCCAUGCCCCGAGGAGGGGUAGCCUGAAGCCCACCAGAGCCCCCUGCCAGACUGUUUGCCUGCCCUUCUGACUGUGGCUGCUUGGCAUGGCCAGCAACAGCAGCUCCUGUCCAACGCCUGGGGGAGGGCACCUCAAUGGGUACCCGGUGCCCCCCUACGCCUUCUUCUUCCCCCCUAUGCUGGGUGGACUCUCCCCACCAGGCGCUCUGACUACCCUCCAGCACCAGCUUCCAGUUAGCGGCUACAGCACGCCCUCCCCAGCCACCAUUGAGACCCAGAGCAGCAGUUCGGAAGAGAUAGUGCCCAGCCCUCCCUCGCCGCCUCCCCUCCCCCGCAUCUACAAGCCUUGCUUUGUCUGUCAAGACAAAUCCUCAGGCUACCACUAUGGGGUCAGCGCCUGUGAGGGCUGCAAGGGCUUCUUCCGCCGCAGCAUCCAGAAGAACAUGGUGUACACGUGUCACCGGGACAAGAACUGCAUCAUCAACAAGGUGACCCGCAACCGCUGCCAGUACUGCCGGCUGCAGAAGUGCUUCGAAGUGGGCAUGUCCAAGGAGUCUGUGAGGAACGACCGGAACAAGAAGAAGAAGGAGGCGCCCAAGCCUGAGUGCUCAGAGAGCUACACAUUGACACCGGAGGUGGGGGAGCUCAUCGAGAAGGUGCGCAAAGCGCACCAGGAGACCUUCCCUGCCCUCUGCCAGCUGGGCAAAUACACUACGAACAAUAGCUCAGAACAACGUGUCUCUCUGGACAUCGACCUCUGGGACAAGUUCAGUGAACUCUCCACCAAGUGCAUCAUUAAGACUGUGGAGUUCGCCAAGCAACUGCCUGGCUUCACCACCCUCACCAUUGCCGACCAGAUCACCCUUCUCAAGGCUGCCUGCCUGGACAUCCUGAUCCUGCGGAUCUGCACGAGGUACACGCCCGAGCAGGACACAAUGACCUUCUCGGACGGGCUGACCCUGAACCGGACCCAGAUGCACAAUGCCGGCUUCGGCCCCCUCACGGACCUCGUCUUUGCCUUCGCCAAUCAGCUGCUGCCCCUGGAGAUGGACGACGCCGAGACCGGCCUCCUUAGUGCCAUCUGCCUCAUCUGUGGAGACCGGCAGGACCUGGAGCAGCCCGACAGGGUGGACAUGCUGCAGGAGCCGCUGCUUGAGGCGUUAAAGGUCUAUGUGCGGAAACGGAGGCCCAGCCGUCCCCACAUGUUCCCCAAGAUGCUGAUGAAGAUCACGGACCUGAGAAGCAUCAGUGCUAAGGGGGCUGAGCGGGUGAUCACGCUGAAGAUGGAGAUCCCAGGCUCCAUGCCACCUCUCAUCCAGGAAAUGCUGGAGAACUCAGAGGGUCUGGACACUCUGAGCGGACAGCCGGGGGGUGGGGGGCGGGACGGCAGUGGCCUGGCGCCCCCGCCCGGCAGCUGUAGCCCCAGCCUCAGCCCCAGCUCAAACAGAAGCAGCCCGGCCACCCACUCCCCGUGACCGCCCGUGCCCCGUGGACACAGCCCUCGCCCCUCGCCUGGCUUUUCUCUGCCUUUCUACCAACCAUGUGACCCCAGCCAGUCCUGCCCCACACCUGUCCUCCCUGGGACAGGAGGGAGGAGGUGGCGAGUCUGGACAGAGGCCCGGGUGCUGUGGACUGCCGCCCCUGCAGCCAGGGCUCACGUCAAGGGCAAGGUCAUGAACUGAGUGAGGACCCCUGGUCCUGGGCCUCAGGAUGGGGCCUGGGGGCCUUGUGUUCAUCAAGACACCCUCCGCCCACCUUGCCACAUCUUCAUCACCAGCAAAUGCCAGGACCUGGCUCCCCCAUCCUCAGAACUUGCAAGCCAUUGCCCCCCGGUUGGGGAACCCCCCUUGCCUCGGUUGGUGACAGAGGGGGUGGGCCAGGGAUGGGGGGGUUCCCCCUGUACAUACCCUGCAUUACCAACCCCCAGGUAUUCUCGCUGGUUUUGUUUUUAUUUUAAUUUUUUUUGGUUUUGAUUUUUUUUAAUAAGAAUUUUCAUUUUAAGCACAUUUAUGCUGAAGGAAUCUGUGCUGUGUAUUGGGGGGAGCCGAAUCCAGAGCUGGAGGGGGUGGGUCCUGGGGGAGGGCAGCGGCUCAAAGGGGCUCCCACUCUCUCUCCAUGUCCCUGUGUCCCCCUAGCCCUCUUCUCCCCCGCCUCCCCCCCCAGCCUUUUCCUCCUCAGUUUUCUCUUUAAAACUGUGAAGUACUAACUUUCUGAGGCCUGCCCUCGCCUCCUUCGUGCUGGGGAAGCAGCUAGCCCCUGUUCUCCCUCUGCCUAACCACUAGGUGUGGACAGUUCCAGGUAGCCCCUGGACGGAGAGAGCCCACUACGAGAGAUAGGUCAGAGCAAAGCAGGGGGCCCCUCAGACCAUACAAGUGUGUGUGUCUCAGCCCUGUGUUCUUGGCUGAGCCCCCCCCCCCCAAUCAGGGCCCACAUGAUCUAAGCCCUCCAGCCCCCACUGUGAAAGGGCUGGCUAAAGGAUCUGAGCUGUCCCUGCCCUCGAGCCUCACAGCCACCAGCACCACCCACAGGGCCCCCAGACAGACACACACACACACACCAGAAAGGCCAGUACACACUUGGCCUGAGUUCAUCCAUUUCCCUGACCUGCCCGCCACCACCCACCCUACACCUGUGCCCCCUCCUUGCCCCGCAGGACGGGCCUACAGGGGGUCCCUUCCCCUCAUCCCCUGCACCCCCGGGACUGGGGGAGCUGGCUCUGCCCUGCUCCCCUUGCCCCGGGGUUGGGGUCUCAUCCCCCCAGAGCCCGCUGGUGCACCUGUUACUGUUGGACUUUCCACUGAGAUCUACUGGAUAAAGAAUAAAGUUAUAUUUAUUCUA